Bubalus bubalis (water buffalo) is the source of this 4876-nucleotide messenger RNA. Its product is annotated as KIAA0753 ortholog. Gene Ontology annotation, biological process: protein localization to centrosome; centriole replication. The record is from RefSeq and is a predicted model, not a curated record. The transcript is spliced from 19 exons. NCBI's taxonomy places the organism in Eukaryota, Metazoa, Chordata, Mammalia, Artiodactyla, Bovidae. Gene Ontology annotation, cellular component: centriolar satellite. The coding region runs from base 635 to 3457 and encodes 940 amino acids.
CCCCGCAACCCCGGCUUCUGCCCUAGUCUGGUCCCGGUUCCAGCCCCAUAUGCAGUGGAUGCAAAACCUGCCGCGGCGCGGUCCCUGAGCCCCUUGGUGGCUCCGGAGCUUUAAUGGCUCCCAGGUUGCGCUGCGUCUGUUGCCAUGGCGACUAGGCCAGCGGCCGGAAGCGGGGCCUAGUCGCGACCCACCCCCUGCCGGCUUCCUGGUAGCCGCACCGCUCCCCAGGCCAGCCUUAGAAACAAGGAAUCUUUAUAUUCUUACCCAUGUAUCAGUCUUGAAGCAAAUCCAGUCUACAAUCCUUGGCUUUAUUCAAAAGUUUGGGAAAUCCUGAGUUUUCCAGUUGAGUUCCUAUUGAAUUCUUUAAGAGGACAAGCUCUCCUCAUACCUUUAAUGCCGGUCAACUUAUGGAAAAUCUGCUUAAUUCGAAAAAUGUUGAGUUGAAUUGUCUACCGUGCUCAAAACACUGUGUUGGGGGAAAUCUCAGAGAAGCACACGACAAGGUCCUUCCCCUCAAGGAACCUUUGUCUAGCUGGGAAGCUGAGACAGAUACCUGUGAAAUAGGCAAUGAUUUUAGGAGAAAACUGUUGGCCAAUGACUGAGCUUUCACUAUCCAUCUACACUGUUUGACACCAUGGGACCAGGCCGACCAGCCUCAACCUGUGUUCAUCUAGCAUCUGGUGUCCCACUCGAUGGGAGGAGUGACCCCAGGAAACUUCACACCCAGAACCAGCUGCAGUUUAAUAGGAAUGUUCCUACACAUUCAAGCAACUUGGCAACCCAAUACUCUUGCCCACAUGGAAUUAAAAUCGAGAAACUGAAGCACUCAUACAAUGAGUCUUACCACUGUAGAGAUUUGGAUUUCAGAGAUGGUCCCGGCCUGGGCAGCUCCGUUUCAUUUUCUGUUGUAUCAGAAGAGAGACUUAGCUAUGCGGUUCAUCUGGCCAAAAGAGAUGUAAAACGAAGACAGUUAGAAGAACAUAGAAAAGAGCAUCACUUCAGAAGUCCACCCCACGUCUUUCGGAACUGUGGACACUCUCAGCAUAAAACGUCUGACCUUGGGGUGGAAAGAGAGGGAUCAAGGAGUCGGGAAGCCUGUCAUGGCAGCCACCAGCCGUCCAAAGUAGAGAUUUCCAGCUCAGGCGCCAAGGUAUACCUGUACACAUCUCAUCCAGGACAGUCGGGUAUUCCUGUGCCAAAUUCUCCACCCACGCGUGAUCCAGGCCUUCAGCCACAUUCCAGGAUAGAUGACCACAAAAGCCUAUGUGAACACAAAUGCCUGCUGGAAGUUCAGCGACUCCAGAAAGAAUUGAGCAGUUGUAUCCGUAAAAUUGAAGAAGUAGCUAAAAGAGAUCGCGUGGAAGAAGCUUUGGAUCCUGAUGAGGAGCGGAGGAUCCGGGUCAGGAGACAGGAGCAGGCGGUCCGUUCUGCCCGCACACUCUAUGUCCUCCAGCAACAGGUUAAAGAAAUCCAGGAAGAAUUGGAUAAAUUGAGUCCACAUAAGAUUAAACACACUAAGAAGUCAUGGGCAGUGUCCAGGCUGGCUGCUGCCCAUCGAGGAGCAAUUCGGGCCUUACAGACGUUUGUCACUCAGUUCACUGCCGGAGGGGAGUACCCUGUUCCUACUUGGUGCAAGGAGCUGGGCAGUCUUAUCCGCCAGCUCUCUCUCUGUUCUGCCAAGCUGGAGGCCGAGUCUUCUGUCCCUGAUGUGGUGAUAGAUAUCCUGCAACAGAUCGAGGCUUUGGAAUCUCUCCUGGAAAAGAAACUGUCUCCAAAAAAGGCAAAGAAAUGUUUCGGUGAAAUUCGGAGCAGAUUUCCCAUUGGUAGCCAAAGGGCCUUAGAGAGAUGGCGAAACACAUCCCCAAAGAGUGAGAGGAAGCCCUUUGUAGCAAAGGAGAUAUUUCCACAGGAAACAAGACGACCUUCAGUGGCAAAGAAGCUCCUUGCUGAUAAGUAUCAACCUGACACAGAGCUUCCAGUGACCCAGAGGCUGGAAAAGGAGCUUGAUGGAUUAGAGGCGGAUAUCCUUCAGGAAGACGCUCCAUCUAUCCUCGACCAAAAUGCAGGCUUCAAAGAAGAGGCAUUAGCCCUGGCAAAAAUAAAAGCAGGGAGGAAGAAGCUUGUGACUGAGAACGUGCCACCGUCUAGGAAGAAAGAUAAUCUGGCACCAGCAAGACCACAGCAAGGACUCCACAAAGCUGAAAAAAGUAGACUAAUCCCCUCUUACAGCAAAAGCAGGUUGCAAAGGACAACAGUCUCCUCCAGAUUAAAAAUGAACCAACAGCCUGUGAAAGACAGCAGGGCUCCUUGGAUACCUCCAAACCCCACAUCCCCACCAGCCUCUCCUAAAUGUGCCGCCUGGCUCAAGGCGAAAUCCAGCCCCAAAGAUACCACCAAAGAACAGUCUCUCCAGCAGGAAGAUACGCAAGAGGACAGUCGGUUGAGAGGUGCUGUUGAACACGAAGCAGUGAGACUCGCUUGGCUAGAUGCUGAAACUUCCAAAAGAUUGAAGGAAUUAGAAGAAUUAAAAGCCGAACAAAUGGACAAAAUGCAAAAACAGAGUGUUUCCACCACCCAGUUAGCAGACAAGGUAGAGAAGGCAGUUCUGGAGCGUUUGAAGCCUCUCCUGGCCAAGGCCCAGAGAGUCAAUUCUUCUCUGGAAGUAGAUACUCAUUUGAAGGAUCAGCCAUCAGAAAUCGCAACAACAGCCCAGCCUGCAGAGGAGGCUACGGCUGUUGAUGGCGAAUCCAGUGACAUUCAUCAGCUGGAUGGUUUUUUGGAAAAUACCAUUCACGAGCACUGGCCCAUGACUCACACUAAGAUCUGGGAGUCUGAUGCCUUAGCCACCUUAGGGGACGGCAAGGUCAGCCCGUACCUGGAGACGAUGAUGCUCCGAAUGGAGGAAAUGGAAAAAUACCAGGAGACAGUUCGCCAAAGAUAUAAUAAAAUUGUAUAUACCGAUCCUCAUUUUUGGAUGCAGGAAGAAAAAAAUGACCAAAAAUUUCCAGCGGUGAGUGAAAGGCCUCUUUCUCCUCAUCCAAUCAGGAUCACAAAGACAGCAGCUCGAAAAGACCCAGAUGUGAACAUUGUGUUAGAAGGGCCCUGCAAUGGCGCUUCCCUGGAUGAAAGUGUGGUUACAGAGGAGAGAUCGGAGAAAAGAGAAGCUCCCCUUCCCUUCCUUUCAGAAGAUGCUCAACAGACCGAAGGCCGAGCUGCCCUCUUCGUCCCGCCAGCCAUGCGUCGUAGCAUCGGUGACUACUGCCGCCGUUUCGAGCACUACUUGCGGGUGAUCGCGCACGAGGCCGUGGGCUCCUUCAACCCAUGGCUCAUAGCUGAAAGCUUUUCAGAAGAGCUGGUCGACGAAGCCCUGGGGGCUGUGGCCGCUGAACUGCAGGACAUGUGUGAAGAUUACGCAGAAGCCGUGUUCACCUCAGAAUUCUUGGAACCUGCUACGUGACGGCUCUCCAAGGCGGGGCCCCUCGUGUCACACUGGCCAAGGGGCGGCACCCCCGCUUGGUUUUAGCCACAGGAAGGCUUUUUCCUCAGCUGUCCCUCCAGGCCCAGAAGAGCUGCCCACCGGGAGGAAGGAUAUGCCUCACUCUGAUCCUCUCAUUGUCAGAGCGAAUGGUUCUGGUAGCUUAUCACGGGAUGUGUCCUGUUUAUGAGUGCCCAGGAAACAUGAAUCAACGACAGUAUAAUAUUUCCUGAAUGUGUAGUUUUCCCAUUGAAAUACCAUGGUCAUUCUACUGGCUCGGUUUGAUGAUCAGAUGGUUCUGAAAGGUAAUAGAUUAAGUCUGCUUCCCACAGGGAUCCAAGUUGCUGCUGACCUGCCCUGAUGCCAGCACGAGAGCAGUUACUGUCUGGCCCCAUCACCUGGCUCAUGUUCCCUGCCCUGACACUUCCUACCAGGACACCUGUCCUGCUGGGUUACAGACUUCUGUCGAGCACAGGACUUGGUUAUGCUGCCCAGCCCUGCUCUGUUAUUAAAACAGGAACCCAGCAGUUACCGCGUGCAACAGUAAACACACGCUUCUCUCAUUCUCAGUUGCUAGGUGCUUCCUCACAUUUUUAGUUCCUCAAAUCUUCUGUUGCUGUGAGUUGACGUAUUCUGAUACACAAAACUCUGAAUUCAGAGGAAGUUUAUGGACCUCAGGAGAGGCUGGCCUUCUCUGGGGUUUGGGCGGAGGUACGAGCCCACUCUCCUCUCUGCUGAGGUCACGAGUGUCUUGUGUCUCCGCGCUGGAAGGGAGCCUGAGUGGGAGGACAGAGUAGAUCCGGAUGGCGUGAAGACGACAGGGUCUCCCCCAAGACAGGAAGACACUUAGGAACCAUGACAGCUUAGUCCUCGAGCAUCUUAUGAGUCCUGUUUUACCAGGAGGAGAGCCUCUUGUGCUUUCAGAAACUGAGUUCAGAAAAAAAAAAGGAACGUGUCUAAAAUAAGGCCACUGCCUGGAAAAAGUUCCCCUCACUUUUUUUGCCUGAGGCCUUGGUGAAAGAAAUGUAGAGAGUGAGUGACGUGAGACACGCCCCACGGGAUAAUGUGGCGUGAGACACGCCCCACGGGAUAAUGUGAAUCUUUUUAUAGCACACGCAGUGUUGUCAUCUGGGAUUUGCCUCUGAAGUGCAAGUAUUUCAGGUGGUAAUUUAAGCUGCUUGAUCACACGUACUUGUGCAAAAUUGAUUUUGGUUUAAUGUUAAUGUUUUCCUGCUUAAUUUUAUAUAACCUCAGAAUUUAAAAGGCCUCAAGGGAAAUUAUAGGUCUUUAAUUUGAGGAAUUACAUAAUGUACACUUGAAUUGAUAGAAGUGUCUGUUACUGAUAAUUUGUGUGGCAGUUUUUAUUGUUGAUUUUUUAAAUAAAGUUGAUAUUUUAAAGUA